CCUCUACGUGCUUGAUCUACGUUGCUGACGAUGUUGUAGCCCGGGAUACUGAGAUGUUCGUUUUCAACCUCUUGGAUGAAGAUAAUAUCCAGGUCCAUGGCUCGUCCCAUCGUUACCACCCGCGGAGGUCAGAUUCAGGGAGCGACCUCGAGCUGUGGUUUAUUCUGCAGUUACUUCUCCUUUAUGGGAAUUCCAUAUGCCGAGCCACCGGUCGGGGACCUCCGGUUCCGCAAUACCGUUCCUCAUCGCGGGUGGGCCGGUAUCAAGGACGGAAGUGAGCACAGGCCCCAGUGCCCAUCGAGCAGCUUCUUCGGCGAUGGGUACUCCGGGGACGAAGAUUGUUUGUUCUUAAAUGUUUACACCCAGCAAAUCGUUGGAUCCCGCCCGGUCAUGGUUUGGAUUCAUGGAGGAUCCUUCUCCGGUGGAUCGGGUGAUUCCUUCAUCUACGGUCCAGAUCAUUUGGUGCAGCAAAAUGUAGUUAUUGUCACGAUCAACUAUCGUCUGGGACUUUUGGGAUUCUUCAGCACUGGGGACGAGCAUGCACAAGGAAAUUGGGGCAUGAAGGAUUGUGUAGAAGCCUUGCGUUGGAUACGGGACAACAUUGCUGCGUUCGGUGGCGAUCCGAACAAUGUGACCAUCUUCGGCGAAAGUGCUGGCGCUGCCGCUGUACAUUACCUUGUAUUAUCGAGAAUGGCUGCUGGCCUGUUCCACAAAGCUAUUGCUCAAUCCGGUACCGCACUUGUCCCAUGGGGUUUCCAAUAUAAUCCAGAAGAAAUGAAGCGCUACAUUGCAAAUGCUUUCGGAUACCCAACGAACGAUAAUGCUGAACUUGUACAACGUUUACGAUACACUCCGAAGGGUGAAUUCGUAAAUCUCCAAGAAGGUUGGUCAGACAUUGCCAUUCCUCGUGGUUUCCGACCGUUUGAUUUCGUUCCCACCGCUGAGCCUAUCAACUCGCCAGAACCAACCUUCCUAACACAGCGACCUAUUGAUAUUCUGAAGGCUGGAACCUUUAAUCACGUCCCAUUCAUCAUUGGAUACAACGAUGCUGAAUCGCUUUUCAUGGUUCACGAGCAUCGUAUUGAUACAACUGUUUGGAAUGAGUUCACAAGAAAUCCCCAUUUCUUCGUCCCACACUACUGGAAUAUCCCGGCCAACACAGCUGCGUCAACGGCCGUUAGCCAAGCCUUCCGAAAUCUCUAUUGGCAGGACCGCGCACUUGGACCAGAUAUCAUGCUAGAAUGGACUAAAUUCCAUACCGACCAACAAUUCACCUAUGCUUGUGAUAAAGCAGCUCGUUUAACUGCACAGCAUAAUACGGCACCGACGUACUAUUACAAAUUCAGCUUUGACGGUGACCUCAAUCUGGUAAAACGCGUUACCCUGCUUACUGCCUGGCCGGGGGCAAUGCAUGCCGAUGAACUGCCCUAUUUGUGGUCGAUGACCAACUUCGCAAUCUCACCCAUUCUGCCCACCAAUCCAGCCGUUACUGUUCGUAACCGCAUGAUUCGGCUGUGGACAAACUUUGCCAUUACUGGAAAUCCUACUCCCAACUCCGAUACCGUUCUACAGAAUGUCAACUGGGCGCCUUUCACCACGCAAAACAAGGCGUUCCUCGAAAUCAAUGGAUCUUUGCUCCCGGGGACCAACCCAAACAGUGAUAGGUUGGACACAUGGUAUCGGUUGGAAGAGCAAUACGCUAAUGAUCCUUUUUAUUAUCCAUGGCAGUAAAAUAUAAUCUUGGAAAUAAAUCAAUAUAUAAUACCGUGGAAAUAAAUCAAAACUCAA
Armigeres subalbatus is the source of this 1788-nucleotide messenger RNA. RefSeq names its product esterase E4-like. Bases 76 to 1731 code for a protein of 551 amino acids. The record is from RefSeq and is a predicted model, not a curated record. NCBI's taxonomy places the organism in Eukaryota, Metazoa, Arthropoda, Insecta, Diptera, Culicidae. Gene Ontology annotation, molecular function: serine hydrolase activity. The transcript has 2 exons.